Messenger RNA from Hyalella azteca, 6264 nucleotides. Its product is annotated as serine/arginine repetitive matrix protein 2. Gene Ontology annotation, biological process: regulation of chromosome segregation; regulation of mitotic nuclear division. Gene Ontology annotation, molecular function: protein binding. The record is from RefSeq and is a predicted model, not a curated record. The transcript has 6 exons. Bases 142 to 5289 code for a protein of 1715 amino acids. NCBI's taxonomy places the organism in Eukaryota, Metazoa, Arthropoda, Malacostraca, Amphipoda, Hyalellidae. Gene Ontology annotation, cellular component: nucleus; chromosome.
UAGCUUCUCUCACCGUCAACGUAGAAUCACAAGAAUGUUGUACGAAAUGUAGGUGGUAAAAUUUGGAAUUGUGUUUUAUGAUUUUACUUCGUUCCAGAUAAUCUUCUACCUGAAGGGCAAGAUUGGUUGUAACCAGCCGGCAUGUCAAAAGUGGGCUACAUUGUUAUCAUCAAGAGGAGUGGCAAGGAUGGAGAUGCAUUUCCCAUGUGCCAAGAGACUUGCAUUAUUGGCAAUCACAUUCAGAGUGACAUCAGAGUGCAGCUGGAUACUGUCUCUGUGAGACAUGCCAGUAUUGAUGUGCUUUCUGAUAGCCAGUGUGUACUUCAGAGCCUGAGUGCCGCCAAUCCAGUGAAAGUCAAUAAUUCACCUCUGAAGAAGAAUUGUAAGCAUGUGUUGGUACACAAAGAUGUCAUCACUGUGGGAGAUCGCCUGCUGCGUUGGGAAUAUGCCAAGUCAUCACCUCAUCAUCCUGAUUCAGCAACUACCUUCGUUUUCUCUACUCCUACUAGGCUUGCUGGCUUAAACACUUCCAGGAAGACAGCAAGUUCUGCAAGUGCCAAGAAGCGAAAAGCGGCUCCUUGUGGAGAACUGGACUCGCCUGCUGGUAGAAACAAACGUGUUUCCUUUGGACCAUAUCUUAGUCCUGAACAAUUUGAUAAACAACUACCCUCAUCGACACCUGUUCGCAAAGGAGAAAAACCAAAUUUUGCCUCGCCAAUUAAACUAGCCAGCCCUAGUGUGUUUGCUGUACAUCAACGUGUUCAGGCAACGCGAGUCAAAGCAUCACCCUAUGUGGCUACUAACAAAGUCCUGGAAGAAACUCCUUCCAAGUCCCUAUUGCGCCGACGUUCACCAACUCCCAUUAAGCCUUACUUGGCCCGUUCUCUGGGAUUUUCUGUGCCUUCAGGUACUCCAAAAAAAGCUGUCAUUAAAUCGCCAAAGGCCUCCCCUGCUGCCAGCCGCAGUUCGAAAACGCCAUCUAAAUUGUCAAAGAAUUCGCCAUCAAGGUCGGUAAAAGCAACUUCUUCCAAGGGUUCAACUCCUUCACUCAUCCUAAAGCAAAAGAAGCUAGUUGAAAUCCUGCCAUCUUCUAAGUCUGCUACUUCAAAACGUUCUCGUUCGGAGUCACCACAAGGCUACAAAACGUCAAGGUCAUCGCAAAAGAAGUCAAUUUCAACUGUUCGGAGCAAAAGUUUAGUUCGUUCAACAGGCUUUACCGCAUCGCAAACGAAAUCUGGCCGAAAAUCUUUCCCUGGCUCCAGGUUGCCAAGUAGUGAAGCAAUAAAGACUAAGUCUCCCAGCACAGUAGCAACUCCAAAGAAGAGGCGCGAAUCUUCAUUCACUGUUACCCCUAAAAUUUCUCCAUCCAAAUCUCCAGUGCGAUCUACUUCAGCUUCUAAAACUAAGAGUGCUUCAUUUGUUGUCACGCCUAAGAGGGAUUCUAGAGCCUUUUCUCCAAGAUCAUUGACGAAAUCUCCAGGUUCUCCUAAAGAAAAAUCAAUGUCAAGUCCCCUGAGUAAGUCUCCUGUUGCCAAAAAGAGUCCAGCGUCAUCAGGAAAGAAGUCUCCCAAAUCAUCUGUGAAGAAGUCCCGACUGUCGCUAGUGGAAAAAUCUCCCAAGUCAUCUGUGAAAAAGUCUCCCAUAUCGUCUGUAAAAAAGUCUCUGCCUUCGCCAGUGAAGAAAUCGCCCAAGUCACCUGUGAAGAAGUCAUCGCCUUCGUCCAUGAAGAAGUCUCCCAAGUCUCCCAACAAUACGAAUCAAACGUUACCAGCAAAGAGGAAUUCAACAUCACCUGCUACAAAAACUCCAAAAUCAUCUGUAAAGAAGACACUUCAGUUAUCCAUAUCAGUGGCGAGAGGUACUUCAUCUAAAAAGAUUCGUUUACUGUCUAAAACGUCACCUAAAGUUCCAGAUGCUAAGCAAAAAUCCGCAUCUAAAGCUGCAGUGCUGGCUCGCAAGACGCCGCGCGUGGCUUGGGCUCGUGGCAGUUUUGCAAGUGUCUUGAAGCGUGGCUCAUCCACAACUACUCGGUCAUCUUCCAACCAGACGGUCACUGCCAGGCGGGCUCUUCAAGCUGUUGAAAAGGCUCGUAAAUUCAAAUCCAGGAAAAAUAAGGCCUUAAAUACACGCGCUGGCCAUUCAGGAGCAACAGGUCUUGAUAAGGAAAUCCCGAAGAACUUCAACUUUGGCAGCAGUUCCACUGGUCAUGCCAACUCGCCGGCGCCCAUCAUCAUCUACGGGAAAGUGUCCAAAACUCCGCUGGUUUUCCGCAAGGGCCGCAAAUCCCUCGGUCGCAAUUUUGAUACUGCAGAAAGCCUUGAUCUAACUGGCAUUGAGGUCCUUAUGGCAUCCCCUGCUAAGCCUACAGGUCAAACUCCAACAGCUGCUACGAAGUCCCCAAGCCUCAUUCAAACACCUUCAGAAAAAAUGACUUGCAGUCCAAAAAUUGCUGCUAUGUCUUCUACAUCACAAUCUGUAUCAAUAUCUGUAGCUAACUCAACAGGAUUUCAACCGGCAGAUUCGACGGACCAAGUUGCUACUGAACUCCCAACAAUUGCUGAUGCUAAUGUCACAUCCUCAGCCACCAGAUCAACUCGUGCGACAAACGCUCGAGAAUCUACCACAAAUGAGGGGUCCCCCAAUGCCACUCCUAAAACUGCCAUUAUCACCCAAAAAAUCAUGAAAACUCCAAAAUCUGCCAAUUCUAAUCUCAGGAUGAUGAAGUCAAUUUUCGUAGCACCUCGACUUGUUCAAUCUGCUUCCAAGGUGACAACCUCGUCGUCGUUGCAGCAAACUUUACAGUCAAUGGAAACUGCAGUGAUGUCUGCUUCAUCCUUGUCCAGCAUUUCUAAUCAAAGUGGCUCAGUAUCUCCUGUCUCUUCUAUUUCUCGGACGUCGUACAACUCUGCAAAGCAUAUCAAUUCACCACUUUUCAUGCCAUCUCUUGCAGGAAAUGGUUCCAGACUUGGUGAUUUUACAAGUCGCAAAUCGCUUGGUAUCCAGCAGUCAGAGCCUUUGAUGAAAUCUGCUAGGCGAACACGUUCAAUGGACGGUAGUUCAACUGAACUGACACCUUCGCAGCUUAGAAAGCUUUUUGAAGCCAAUUCUUCGAGCAAUAGUUUGAUGAAGAGACCUUUGGCAAAUACCUCUCUGAGCAACACAUCAUCACCAUCAUCAAGGUGCUCAUCUCGACUUGACAUGACAUGUAGAGGAACUCCUAACAUCACACAAGACCGUUUUAUUUCGCCGCUCGGCACUCCACAUUACACACAGCCUGAUGCCAUGCUCAUGAGCUCGUUGGCUGCCAAGCGCACUCCUUCUUCGCCAGCUGCAGCAUCCCCUUCAAUCACGACUCCGGGGUCAAAUGUAGCAAUUGUCAGCCCCAUGCAACGAAUGACAGACGCCUGUGAGAGCCAAUCAUCAAAUAAUGUCAGUGGAAUAAAACAACUCUUCGAUGGAUCCAAAACUCCUGGUGUGGACUAUCGCAACGUGCGUGGAGUAAAACAGCUACUGAGGUCGUCAAAUACACCUAAAGACGAUUUGAGGAACGUAUCUGGUGUCAGAUCUUUGAUGAAGAAGAGAUCACCUCAAGCAGAUUACACGAAUGUGCAAAACAUCAAGAGCCUUUUCUCCAAAAAUCCAUACGUAUCUCUCAGUGACUCUACUCUUGAAAGUCUUGGUGCUCUAAUGAAAUCCCCUAUUUCGUCAGAUACGACUCUUGAGAUUCAUGAAGUUUUAAAUGUCGUCACAUCGCCUCCAAAAUCAAAUGCUAUUACAAGAAUGUCAGUUACGACAAAUAAGCCGCACGAGGCAUCGCCCCAUAAUGUUCCAGAUGUUAUUGAUAUUUCUGGUGAAGAUGACGAUUCUCGUAUUGAUACUAGCGGUAGCUCACGUAGCAAAAAUUUGAUCCCUUCAAAUUCAGCUCACGGAACUAAACGUUCUGCUCCUGACGAGUCUCCUGUGACAAGAAACACAAGAGGAACACGAGCUGCUGUUGCUGCUAAAAAAGCAAAAAUGUCUUCUCAGUCUAUAAGUCAAGAUUCCAACUUGUCUCCAUUGAUCUCCAACAAACAUACCAGAACUUCUACAAGUUCGCCACUUGUUAAAACUGCAAGUAUGUCUUUGGGUAAAAACCCUGAAAAGUCGCCAUUGGCUAAAACUCCUGCAAAGCCAUUGCGGUUGAGCAAGACUCCAGCCAUUUCGCCAUUGGCUAAAACUCAUUCAACGUCACCUUUGAUCACAACUCCCGAGAAUCCUGCAAAAUCGCCAUUGGCCAAAUCCCCUACGUUGGAGUUUUGUAAAACCCCGGCAAAGUCGUCGUUGGUUACUACACCUGCAAAGUCAUCGUCUGUAACUCCGAGUGAAGUUUUAAAUGUCACAUCGCCUGUUGCUUCUUUGCCACGUCGUCGUGGACGCCCAAGAGCCAAUGCCGCAUUAGCGACGCCUACAGUGAAUGAUACUAGCCCAUUGACAACAAUAAAAGAAAACUCUUCUAAGGAAACUCGGCGAAGAAGGUUGGGCAGGAAAGCUGCGUCACCUGGAAAAGAUACUUCUACUUCAGUUGAGAAGAAUAUACCUGUCGCAUCUCGAGUUACUCGCCGUGGUAGAGGUGUAGCAUCUAAAUUGGCAUCACCUGUUGCUGAUUCUCCCCAAGUCCAGAAAUCACCAGCACCUGUUAAACGUAGCACUAGAAGCCGUAAAGCUGUUUUGACAUCUCCUGUAAAGAAAACGUCUCCUGUAAAGAAAACGUCUCCUGUAAAGAAAACGUCUCCUGUAAAGAAAACGUCUCCUGUAAAGAAAACGUCUCCCGCAAAAGAUUCGCCGGCAAAAAUAGGUAAUAAAAAAUUAUCUGCCAAGGAGACAUGCGAGGAAGAAGGAAAUAAAUCGCCAGAAACUGCUGUUAAGAGAACCAGACGAGGUAUUAAGAAGGCGCUAACGUCUGAAAUAAGUCUGUCCACAAACAAGGCAGAGGUAGCAAUCGUUACAGCUGCCACAGUUGACGAAAAUAAGCCAAAACGCGCUACUCGUGGACGUCAACAGGCGAAAGUGACAGCAUCGGAAAUGACCUUGAAAGCAACUCCUGAAAUAAUCAAGAAGCCUGCUCGAAAAUCGAAAAAAUCUGAUCAAUUGGAGACUGAAGAAGUUUCAACAUCUUUAGCAGAAGCCGUUGCUGUCAAGAGCAGUAGAGGAGCCAAAGCUAGCAAGAAGAAAGCUUCUCCUAAAUCAUCAAAGACUCCUUCUCCUGCAAGACCAAUUCGCCAAACAAGGAGCAGAGCAGCCAAGAAGUAAAGUUCGGCUCAACAGCGAUUGCACUAAAGUUAUAAGGGUAAAUGAUUUUCCUCUCGUAUAGACAUGAAAAGCUUUCUUAUUAAGGUACUUAGCUAGAAAAUAUUGUAAGCUAUUGCAUGUAAGUGGAGGUCUCCUGAGACCACUUGCAAUCAGUUCCCUCUCAACUACCAUGACUAAAAAUAAAUUUCAAUUGAAACCGGCUUCAAGUGCUUCUGAAAUGCCUCUUAGAACCACUUAUUAUGAUCAUAUUAGGUGUAGAAACAUUUUUGCUUAAUAGUUCUUACGUGUUAAGAAAGCUAAAAGUUUCAGAACUUAAAUUCUUUGUGAGCGUUCAUCGUUCGUUUGAGAGACAAUCUCUUGAGUAUGAAAAUUGAUAUAAUAAAAGACUCGGUACAAGGGAAUGCUUUUCACGACUACAUUAGUACCUGGUUUAAUAUAGCUUAGUUAAGAAGUAACGUAAGAGUAAAAAAACCGUUGCUUCCCGCUUGAUUGUAUCGUAAAGCUGUGCAAAAUUCUGUGUGGAAUUUUAAGUUAUUUUUUAGGCUUGUUAGAAAAUUGUCUUGAUUUAAAUCAAGGACAAAAUCCCGCAGAAACAUCAAUUAGAAUAUAAUUUUACGGAAAUGUAAGGAUGAUUACUCCGCAAUUGUCUUUAAUUUUUCUUAAUUGAAUUUAAUUGUAAUGAUUUGCUAGUGCUAAGCUUUUCCUCUUUGAAACCGUAUUGCCUGUAUGGUAAUUGUAAUAUUGUCGAAAAGGUGACGUUUCGAGCAUCAAUGAAUGCUGCACACGUUCUUGUCAAAAGGAACUAAGCGGGUAGUAGAUUGUCGCUGUUUUGCCGACACCGAAAUGUUAGUUCAUUUUACGAAAUUUUACCGGCACUUACGACUGUAAAGGAAUUUAGAUAAGUUUUACUUUGAACAUCUUCAGCAAUUCUACUUCAAGUGUAAAAUUUAGACUAAUAAAUGAAUUUUGCUCGAU